ACUUUCAUUCCUGCAAAGACAACAGACGACACAGCUAUUCAAGGCUCAGUAGCUUUUAAUACGCAUUUUAUAAUUCGCAUUUAACUCAGAUUAAUGGAUCAGAUGAAACCUUCUAAAAACAGGAAAUGUGAAGAGAAAACCACAAGUCUGAAAACUCAGGUGGAAUCGCAAAUAUGGAGAAACAGACUGAGACAGACGGUUCGAAAGUAUUACGGAAGUGGAAAGACAACAAUGGAAGCUGGUAAUUCAAAUGAUUUGACGCAUUUCCCCAGCCAAGAGGGAAAUGCUCUAUCAAAGUGUCCAGUUUGUUUCUCCUCACUGAAACUCUGCCAUACUAGUGAAUUGCUUCAGUGUACUCAAUGCCCUACCGCUCCAUUCCUGUGUGGCUCCUGCCUCUACCCAUGCACUACUGAUUCUGCUACCUGUACAAACAACAUGUGCCCACUGGUAUCUACCCUACUAACCUGUGGACUGGUGUCAGACCCAAAGAGUAAGGUGUUUGAAUGCCCUGAGUUCCGAGCCUGUCCCAAGUGUCGCAGUUUAAUUAUUCAUGUAUCUGGGUGUAAGUUUGUGAGGUGCCACUCAUGCAAACACCGCUUCUGUUUCAUCUGCUUACAAGAUGACUGUUGUAAUGAUGUGGAGAAGUACUGGUCACUCACUUGCAAAAAGCCAAGAGCACAAAGACAAAGAUUUAUACUAACAUCCUGAACAUUCUUGGGUUGCAUAUUGUAUUUAUCGCCAGGUCUGUCACUCCAGAAUAAAUUAAUUGAUUGAUUUAAAUCACUAAAGGAAUGUAUUGGCAUUGACGACAACAUUUGAACGGUUUAGGUAUAUAUGUAUAUAUCAAUAAAAUAGAGUUGAGUAUC
Messenger RNA from Triplophysa dalaica, 866 nucleotides. RefSeq lists its product as uncharacterized. The record is from RefSeq and is a predicted model, not a curated record. NCBI's taxonomy places the organism in Eukaryota, Metazoa, Chordata, Actinopteri, Cypriniformes, Nemacheilidae. The transcript has 3 exons. Bases 94 to 708 code for a protein of 204 amino acids.